AUGAAACACGUCUUAAUUCCUCUUUUUAUUCAUGGAAGUGACUCUUGUUCAUUUGAUUGUCAACCUGGUCAUUCAUUCAGAGCGGACUGGUGUCUUGACCUUCACGGUUUUUUAUCCCGCGAUGAAUUCACCGCUAGACUUAACCAGAUCAAUGAUCAUGUCAAAAGCGUUGAACUAAUGUCUCACAAAACAAAAUAUUUAUUAUAUUUUGGCGCUUCUUUUAUUACUACUUUUUUAUCAGUUCUCAUCAGUAUAAUUAUGAAAUCAGCAGCUGGGAUCCUUAUAGCUUUCGUAAUAUCUGGAAUUUUAUACUUUGUCGCCAAAUAUAUGAUCGAAAAAAAUGCAGCAGAACGCGCAAUAAGAUUUACAAAUCUAUUAAACGAACUGUUCACACAAUAUAAUCAACAUGAAAAUCCAACCGUUAAUUGGAAAUUCUGGUGGGUUACAUCCUAUGAAAGAUACGUUUCUGGGUUUGAUGGAAGAGCUUUUGGAAAUGGUCAUGUAAACAAAUUAGAAUUUAGUUGUGGUCUUAGUCUUAUAUUCGCGGCACUAUUUGCUGAAAAUGCAUUAAUAAUUCUUGAAAUCAAUGAUGCCCUUUCUGAUCUUACCAAAAACACCAUUGGUGUGAACCUUACACCUGUUACUAACUACUCUCAUCCGAUGGUCAGUAAUUAUCCUGCUACUAAUACUCCUGUCAGUCCGAUGGCCAGUAAUUAUCCUAUUGACCCUAUUAAUAGUGCUCCUGUUAACCCCACACAUGCAAUUGACAUGAAAUAUGGUUAA
Molecule: messenger RNA, 783 nt
Organism: Cetraspora pellucida
Lineage: Eukaryota; Fungi; Glomeromycota; Glomeromycetes; Diversisporales; Gigasporaceae
Source: the annotation of a GenBank genome assembly